UGCGGGGUGCUGGCACAUUGAGUUCCGGUGCAGUUCAGUGUGUCUCAGUGUACUAAGGGGAGGUGUGCGUAUCCCGGAGGCACGGUACGGACACAUAGCUGCCCCUUUUGUGGUUGUAUAUGCAGCAGCUCUUCAUCCGUAUGGCGAGGGGUUAACCAGGACACUGACCUCCCCCACCCUGACAGAGGAACAGGGUGGCUGGCUCCUGUGCAACUUCCCGCUGUCACUAGGCAGCUUGGAAUUAGGGAAAGGAGGCAUGGAGCAGGGUAGCAGGAUGGAUCAAGCGCAGAUUCUGAGGACUUGUAUUCAGAAAGUUCAGGCAAUGCAUAACAAGGACCAUAAUGGAGAGGAUAACUUCGCUUGUGACUUUAUGAGAUUGAGAAGACUAUCCACAAAGUAUAGAACAGACAAGAUAUACCCCACAAUCACUGGUGAAAAGGAAGAAAAUGUAAAAAAGAACAGAUAUAAGGAUAUCCUUCCAUUUGACCACAGUAGAGUUAAACUCGCAUUAAAAAUUCCUCCACAUGAAUCGGACUACAUCAAUGCAAAUUUUAUCAAGGGUGUUUAUGGGCCAAAGGCAUACAUUGCUACCCAGGGACCACUAGCUAAUACAGUGAUAGAUUUCUGGAGGAUGAUAUGGGAAUAUAAUGUUGUUAUAAUCGUAAUGGCGUGUCGAGAAUUUGAAAUGGGACGGGAAGCUGAGCAAUCCAGGACGGACUACUUUGUCAGGACUUUACUGCUGGAAUGCCAGAAUGAAUCUCGCAGGAUUCAUCAGUUUCACUAUAUCAACUGGCCGGAUCACGAUGUUCCCUCAUCAUUUGAUUCCAUUUUGGACAUGAUCAACUUAAUGCGAGACUACCAGUCUCAUGAAGAUGUACCUAUAUGCAUUCAUUGCAGCGCAGGGUGCGGAAGAACAGGAGCAAUAUGUGCCAUAGAUUACACAUGGAAUCUACUGAAAGCUGGGAGGAUACCAGAAGACUUUGAUGUUUUCAAGUUAAUUCAAGAAAUGAGAACACAAAGGCAUUCAGCUGUACAAACAAAGGAGCAAUACGAACUUGUGCACCGUGCAAUAGCCCAGCUAUUUGAGAAGCAACUUCAAGUGUAUGAAAGUGAAAACACAAAGAUUGUUGAUGGCUUGGAUGAAAACGUUGCCAUCAGCACACUGGAGAAUGAUAAAACAGACUCCCCCCCACCAAAACCACCACGAACACGGAGUUGCCUUGUUGAAGAUGUGAAAGAAGAAAUUUUGCAGCCACCAGAACCUCGUCCAGUGCCACCCAUCUUGACCCCCUCGCCUCCAUCUGCCUAUCCAACUGUGACCACUGUUUGGCAGGACAGUGAUCGUUAUCAUCCCAAACCAGUUUUGCACAUGGUGACAUCUGAAAAUCCAACAGAUAUGAAUGAAAACUACAGCAAAACUGGAGAUGUGAGUGGAAAACAGGAACCUGCCGCUGAGAAGAAGCUUGAAUGCAAGCUUAGUUUUGAGAUAAAGAAAAUUCCUCUGCAAGAGAGCCCCAGAAGUUUCGAGACCAAUACUGGUUUGCAAAGAGGACUUGGCAUAAAAAUUAAAUCUACUUCGUCCUAUGCAAUUGACCAACUAUCAAAAGUUCAAGAGACUAGUUCUCUGGAAUCUAUUGUGGACUUAUCUUCAAAUGCUUGUACUGAUUGUAGAAGUUCAAAGCCUGGUAAAGUUUCAGGAGAUAUGCAACAUCAAAGAAGCUCUGACCCCCUUCCAAGACCAGACCAUCUCCCUCUAGAGAAAGGAUUUGCCAUGGACACUGAGCAUUUAAAAUGUAAAACUGUAUCUUCUGCUGCAGAGAAACCUCUGGAUAUGUGUAUUUCAGAUAGUAAAACUGUCUCAAAUACCACUGUCCAAGCCUCCCAAAGUCAGGCUGAUCGAGGUGGGACUCUGAUACCACAGCCACCUCUGUCCUUUACUAAUCCGUUACAUUCUGAUGACUCUGAUACAGAUGAUUGCAAUUCUUAUGGGUCCAUGGCAAAAAGUUUGUCUAACAUAUCUAUUGCAAGUGGCACUGUGUCUGCUUCUUUGGCAUCGGAAAACCCAUCGGCUAGAAAAGUAUUACCCAUGUCUAUUGCCGCUCCAAAAAAGUCCAAAUCUGAAAAAGGUAAUACUGGAGACAUAGAAGAUACGUUUCCUGAUGCUUCAGAUUCCCUACUACUUAAUUCUACAGAUGUGGGAGGUCAACUGUCCACUGCAUCAGACAUUACAAAUUUUGGUUUAAGUAACAGAGAUGACUCAAGCGAAUCCAUUGAUGCACCUACACAACAAACAUGAUUCAUGCUUUAAGGAUCCCUCUGGUUUGUGUAACGUUAAUUAAAAAGGACAGAGCUUGCCUUUAGAAUGGACAGUAAUCGGUCUACUGAUGUUUCAGCCAUUACUUGUGGACACUGUUCCAUCGGACAAUUUCUGUUGCAAGACCUACUGGCAGAAAAGGACAAAAUGAUGCUAUAAUAAAAGUGCCACAAUUUACCAAGUAUUACAAAAUAUCAGGUUUCCAGUGUGGAUGAACCUACAAGGUGGUACAUUUUAUUGUACAAACUCGUAUAUUAAUUAUUUAAAUUGAUUUAUUCCAGUUCCAAAUGUCCUUUUAUUGCUGGGACCAUAAACCUGCCUUAUAUAACACUUAUGUUAAAAAAAAAAAGUAUUACAUAUGGUUUUGUAACUUAAAAGUAUUAUUGCCUUAAUGUCUUUUAACCGUUACACGCUGCUUGUAGAUCUGUUAAUAUAGUAAGACUUUUAUGAUAGUUUACAGACUACUUUUUGCUAACUUUUGAUUACUAUGUUUGCAUUCUUUUGUAUUUGUACAGGGCAAUCAAGUAUAUAUAUUGUUGCAGUUGCUCAUAAAAUAUUAACAGAAGAUGUAAAAAUCAAAGUAUGGUCUUAAUCUUUUCUUUAUACAGAAUGUAAAUUAUUGGCCCUGAUUUUAGUUUGGUUUUUGUUUUUCUUUUUUUUUUUCUUUUUUUUUUUAAUCAUCAUAGCUGGAAAACAAAACCAGCAGUGCAGGUUAAACCGAUACGAUUGUAAUACAGUUUGUAAAUUGUAAGCUAAAGGUUAUUUUUAUAUUAUAUACUGUUUCACCGUCAA
Molecule: messenger RNA, 3106 nt
Organism: Bombina bombina (fire-bellied toad)
Lineage: Eukaryota; Metazoa; Chordata; Amphibia; Anura; Bombinatoridae
Gene: PTPN12
Product: protein tyrosine phosphatase non-receptor type 12
Exons: 14
Coding region: 257-2296 (679 amino acids)
Biological process (GO): peptidyl-tyrosine dephosphorylation
Cellular component (GO): cytoplasm; nucleus
Molecular function (GO): non-membrane spanning protein tyrosine phosphatase activity
Source: RefSeq, a predicted model, not a curated record